Molecule: messenger RNA, 993 nt
Organism: Penicillium maclennaniae
Lineage: Eukaryota; Fungi; Ascomycota; Eurotiomycetes; Eurotiales; Aspergillaceae
Exons: 1
Coding region: 1-993 (330 amino acids)
Source: RefSeq, a predicted model, not a curated record
AUGUCGGACGAACUCAACUCGGCCCCCGACGGCCUCAUUGGGGGCUAUCAUGGCAACAGCUUGACGAUCCGCAUUCUGAUGAUCGUCUUCUCGUCCAUCGCAUUGUACAAUGCCAUCGAACUAUUCAUCCUCUUGUUUCUGACUUUUCAGCACUAUCGCGGCCUCUACUUCUGGGCCUUGCUAUUCUCCGUCGUACUUGGGGUCAUCCCCCACACGAUUGGCUAUAUUCUGGAGUUUUUCGCCCUCGCACCCCUAUGGCUGUCUCUCACUAUAUCCACCAUUGGCUUCUAUGUCAUGGUGCCGGGUCAGUCGGUGGUGCUCUACUCUCGUCUACACUUGGUGGUCCAGAACCCUCGGAUUCUGCGAUUCGUUCUCUGGCUCAUCAUCGUUGACGCCUUUAUUCUCUUAAUCCCCACCACCGUCCUCACUUUCUCCACCGCUUAUGUCCAAACCUUGCCUUUCAUCCGAGGCUACAACGUCAUGGAGCGCCUACAACUAGCUUGGUUCUGUGUCCAGGAAUUUGUCAUCUCAGGCAUUUACAUCUCCGAAACUGUCAAAUUACUCAAAUUGAUGCCUGAUAAAGACCAGCGGCGAUCGAGGAUCAUGUACGAGCUGUUGGCUAUUAACUUUGUCAUUAUUCUGCUGGAUGUCGCUCUGCUCGUGGUCGAAUAUUGUGGGUUCUACUCGCUGCAGACGACCUUGAAACCGAUGGUAUAUAGCAUCAAACUGAAGCUCGAGUUUGGUGUUCUUGGUAAGCUAGUUUCCCUCGUGCAGACUCAGCGCUCUCAGCCCACGUCCACCGAGCGUGAAGAGUAUCCCGGCUUCGUGGACCCGUCGCAGCUUACGUCGGACGUGACUCACGCCGCGCCGACUAAAUCGCGCGCGCCUCGUGGUAUGAGUGCUUGGAAUAACAUCUCCUUGGAGAGCUUGCCCAUGUCGGAACGACGAAUGCGUCCUUCAACGCGUUCGUCGGACAGUUCACAACCACCUUGA